Molecule: messenger RNA, 903 nt
Organism: Cucurbitaria berberidis CBS 394.84
Lineage: Eukaryota; Fungi; Ascomycota; Dothideomycetes; Pleosporales; Cucurbitariaceae
Exons: 1
Coding region: 168-896 (242 amino acids)
Source: RefSeq, a predicted model, not a curated record
ACGGGUUUCCUGAAUCGCUUUUGAUUACAUGCACGACUGGGCGGUGAGAGAAAGCUACCCGUGAACUUGAGGGUGUUGAAUCUCUCCGACCGGAAAGCGAGUUGUCUAGCAUUGCUCUUUUCUCAGCUUUGAAUUGUGUCGCUUAGGUAUGCACGCAAGUUACCUGAAUGUCGAGCAAUGAUAUACAUAUCGACUGCAUAUAUUUCCAACAAUGUGAUUUUAGAACGAGCGACUUGGGUCAAUUGCUAGAUAAUCUGCUGCCAGAAAGAUCAAGUUGCAAAACGAAGGUACCCCCAUCUUCCAGUCCUCCAUCAACCGCCAAUCCACCCGUUUCAGACUCAGUGAAAAACAACUUCCAAAUUGUCAAAAAGAACAGCCGCGGCUACAAAUCCCGCAGAACCCGGCAAGACACUAGAUAUAAGCUCCAGCCUCACAUACUCCACACCCUUCAACGCAUUUUCAAAGUUCACCGUAUCGAAGUUGCUAUAGCCUUGCUUUGCUGUAUACGUAUAAUCAACCGCCGGUUUCUCGGCGCCACUCUUCUGUACCCCCACAAACCUCAAGGUGCAAUUGAGUGUCACAGUAACGGUUGGAACUGCUGUUGCGGCGAUACACGCGGUGCGCAGUUUCAAGAGAUCGAAAGUGCUAUAGGGCGAUUUAGGGUAUUUGACAGUGAAGUAAGGUGUAUCGAUGAGAGGGUUCAAUCGUGUGAUACCGCUAAGGACCUGUGGGCGGAAACUUGUGCUGAUGAUGUUGGACGGAGAAGGAGCGACUGGACCAACACCGUUGGGAGCGGCGACUGCGUAGGCCGGGAAGUCGAGACCUUCGGUCUGGCCGACAAGCGUGACGCCUCCGAGGGGGGCGGGGGUCAACUUGUCAAACUGUCGCAUUGUUAAUUGACAG